Messenger RNA from Trichophyton rubrum CBS 118892, 1235 nucleotides. RefSeq lists its product as uncharacterized. The transcript is spliced from 2 exons. Bases 112 to 984 code for a protein of 290 amino acids. Lineage: Eukaryota; Fungi; Ascomycota; Eurotiomycetes; Onygenales; Arthrodermataceae. Gene Ontology annotation, cellular component: signal recognition particle, endoplasmic reticulum targeting. The record is from RefSeq and is a predicted model, not a curated record. Gene Ontology annotation, biological process: SRP-dependent cotranslational protein targeting to membrane; SRP-dependent cotranslational protein targeting to membrane, signal sequence recognition. Gene Ontology annotation, molecular function: 7S RNA binding.
UACGCAAUAAUAUCAACAACCAACAGCCAUCAGCCUCCACAUCUGACUUCCAACCCAAAGUAUCGACUGCUUCCUAUCUCUCUCUGACUCGAUACACCACCGCCUUACACCAUGUCUCACGCGCGAGUCGAAGAAGUCUCCGACUCUGACCCGGACGACAUGGACCCGUCGGAUUUCGACCCAGCCAAAGACUCAAUCAUAUACCACAAGGACAUGGAGGGCCCCUCUGCCAGCAGAAGUAAUAGUAGCAGUACAAUGCCUCUUCGUCCUCCAGCUCGCCUAGCCGCCGCCUCCUCGUCCCCGUCUCCGCCUCUCUUCCCUGGCCCGCAGCAGCAGAUGCGCCGUCCCACCAUCGCUCAGGGCCGUGACAUCCCACGCUCAUACCAGUGUCUAUACGCCGUCUACUUUGACAAAUCGCGAACUCGCGCAGAGGGUAGGAGGGUCAGUCGGAAGCUAGCCGUGGAGAGUCCGUUGGCAAAGGACAUCCUGGACGCCACGCAGCUGCUUGGGCUGAGCGUUGGGUUCGAGCCUGAUAAACUGCACCCCAAGGACUGGUCGAAUCCCGGGCGUGUGCGUGUCAUGUUGAAAGAUGAGGAUGGACGACCGGCGCAUUCCAGUAUAAAAAACAAACAUCAUUUAUAUACUCAUGUUGCGCAGUAUCUACAGUCGCACCCAACUACAGAACAGUCUCCCUUCAGACUGAGGUUACAGGGCAUGCCUGUGCCAGAAAAACCACCAGGGCCGCCCGCCACCCCGCGAGGAUGGAAAAUCAGCAAAGUCUUACCAUUGCAUUCCCCUGCUUUGACCGGCGGCGGAGUAAGCGAUAACUCAUUCAAGGAGGCUAUGAAGGAGAUGCAAGCACAACAAGGUCUUCCGGGAAUGCCUGGAAUGCCGAAUAUGGCUGGUAUGCCCGGAAUGUCAGGACCAGGCAACGCACCAUCAGAGCCCAAGAAGAAGAAGGACAAAAAGAAGGGAAAGGCAUAGAUUUGGUUAAACAAUAAAUUAGUAUUAUUCAACACACGCUCUGGCCUAAAAUGAGCAGCCAUUGCAGAAGGAUUACCGGACAUCCUCUUCCUACCAGCUAACGGCUUUGCAUGGCUGAUUAAGAGCCAACGUAACUAACUGCUUAGCGAGCACGCUAGCUGUACCUGAGACGCGUCGCUGCCGUAGAUUACUCCGUCAUCGGCCUAUAAAACGAGCGUGACCCGUCACAUCGGCCGCGCUGUCAGCUGUAA